Messenger RNA from Acanthocheilonema viteae, 303 nucleotides. NCBI's taxonomy places the organism in Eukaryota, Metazoa, Nematoda, Chromadorea, Rhabditida, Onchocercidae. The record is from the annotation of a GenBank genome assembly.
AUGUAUAGGAAGGAAUGCGCUAAAUGUUCGUAUACAUCCGGACAAAAUCUGAAUUUGGCUUUUCCGGUAAUAUUCAAUGUUGGUGUGCUGCAUUAUCGCAGGCUGCGUAAAUCCUUUCUUGACCACGUUACACUUCAGCUAUUGAUCGUCAGUUUGCAUUUUAUGAUUGUAGUGUCUGUGUUUAUUGCCGGACAAUUUGGAUCGUUGGAUUCGACAUUUCCUUGUGUUGAUGUUCGUGACCGUACACGCCUUUGCGAGAUAUUGGAUAAAGCUGGAGAAAGAGGGAUGGAGAGUGGGAUGUGA